CAAUACAAUUGCUAAGAAACCUACAACAUACGUUAGCAACUCUGGAUAAAGCUCUAUUGGAAAUAUCCUUUAGAUAUAUUCCACUGGUGACUUUCUGUGAAGGUGCUCUGACAAUUUCAAAUAAACUAGACACAAGUAGCUGCGAAAGGAUUUCUGUUGCUCUUAUUUUUAGCUUUAUUGAAAAUUUAAUAAUCUUCCAAUCAAACAAAGUGCAGGGUAAAAAAUGAAACAAUAAAACAACAAAAAUACAAAAGAUAAAAUAUUUUUUUUUGUGAUUAAACAAUCAGCUGAAAGAGUUCGCUAGAAGAAAAGAAACUAGUCAUGUAGAAGAAAAUUAAUACAAAUUUAACACAUGUAAAUAAUUAACUCGGAUAGUUGAAUUAUAUCUAGCUUUAGAAGGAAUAAUUUAGAAAAUUUGGAUUCAAGUGAAAACCUAAAGAUGACGGGCAAUAGGAGUAAUGCAACAGUAGUUGGAAAUUCUACAAAUAAUCCGUACGAGUUCUACCAGGCUGAACAAUUGAUAUUUUUGUGCAUACUGUUUGCAAUGAUAGUGAUUGGGAACACCUUGGUUCUUACCGCAAUUAUAACGUCUGGAAAGAGACGUUCCAGAAUGAACUUUUUUAUCAUCAAUCUCGCAUGUGCAGACCUGUCUGUCGGAUGUCUAAUGGUACUGACAGAUAUUAUAUGGAAAGCGACGAUAACUUGGCAUGCAGGAAAUAUCGGCUGCAAGGUUGUUAGAUUUGCUCAGUGCGCAGCAACAUACGGUGCGACAUACUCAUUGGUUGCUUUAUCAAUUGACAGAUUCGAUGCUAUUGCCAGGCCAAUGAGUAUGGGAGGAGUAGCCAAAAGAUGUCGAAUACUUGUCACUUUAGCUUGGAUGUUUGCCGGACUAUUUUCGUUGCCUAUGCUCUAUAUGUACGAAGAGAUGAUCGUUGACCGUAUACCACAGUGCUGGAUAGAUCUACAGGAUCCCUGGAAGUGGCGGCUUUACAUGACGCUGGUAUCCUUUGCUGUGUUUAUCAUUCCGGCUAUAAUCAUUGCGAGCUGCUACAUUAUUAUCGUUGUCAUCAUCUGGAGCAAGUCAUCCAUGAAAUUUAAGUCAUCUUCCGAGAAUGGAUGUAACGAGAAGACAAGAUGUUUGUCACAAAACGGCUCCAUUACUGUACGAUUUACCAGUACUUCGAAGACAAAGACGCAGUGUAUGAGUGCUUCCAGUUCAAGAGGUGUAAUACCGAAGGCUAAAAUAAAAACAAUCAAAAUGACGUUUGUUAUAGUUUUAGCUUUCAUCUUCUGUUGGUCACCUUACUUCAUAUGGGACUUAUUGUCAGUAUAUGGACAUAUCCCGAUGUCACAGCAAAUGAUUGCCAUUAGUACUUUUUUACAGAGCCUAGCGCCUUUGAAUUCCGCUGCAAAUCCCCUGAUAUACACGUUAUUCAACACAGCUAUGUGCACGAGGAUUUUUAAGAAACAUUCCAAUUGUAAUUCUCCUCCACCUUCACAUGGUAUCACUGGAACUUUUUGACAUUUAUUAAGUUUGAAUAAUAUCAAACGCGGAGAAAUUUAAUUGUAAAUGAAACUUUUGCGUUUUAAAAGACAAUCGCUAAUUUUAGUAUAUUUUUAUCAAACUUCAAAGUUACAGAAAGGGAAAAACUGUUUAUAUUUUGUUUAUGUUUUUUCAUUAUACAAUUAUUUUUGCUCGAAUAAGAUCAGUUGCACCUCGUCUGCGAGAGGUGUUGUAUAAACUUUUACACGUCACGAGCCGUUACAAAAGUGCUCCAAACUCAGUGCUUAAUUAUUGCUUGUAUCUUACAUAAUUAUUUAUUCGCUUGUAUUCAGUCACUCUCCAAUAAUUGGAAAAUGUGCUAAAACGAUCAAAAGUAUUUGGUGCGCAAUUUGCAUAAAGGCUGCCUAGAGAAUACGAGUCCAGGAAUACGAUAUUUAACAUUGUGAUGAGAGCCAUUAUACUACAAGAGCUUUUCCGUUUAGUUAUUUGUACAAGUGUUCAAUAAAUUCUAAAAUCUUGAAAAAUA
Mercenaria mercenaria is the source of this 2030-nucleotide messenger RNA. Its product is annotated as cardioacceleratory peptide receptor-like. The coding region runs from base 440 to 1522 and encodes 360 amino acids. The transcript is spliced from 7 exons. The record is from RefSeq and is a predicted model, not a curated record. Gene Ontology annotation, biological process: G protein-coupled receptor signaling pathway. Lineage: Eukaryota; Metazoa; Mollusca; Bivalvia; Venerida; Veneridae. Gene Ontology annotation, molecular function: vasopressin receptor activity. Gene Ontology annotation, cellular component: membrane.